UAUUAUUUUCGAAAAGAUCGGAAAAUUUCACGAAUGUUUCAUGUAUUAACAUUGAAAAUCGGACCAUUAGUUGCUGAGAUAUCGACAUUAGAAAAUGGUGGGUUGUUUGGGUGAGACUUAGAAAACUUCAAUUUUCAUGUUUCUUUUUCUUUAAGCCGCUGUAUCUCAGCAACCAGAGGUCCAAUCUUCAAAAUAUCUUAGACAAUUUUAUAGCAAAUUUUCUGAACUUUUCAAAAAAAAUAAUAGAAAUGGUGUUAAGUACUUUUCGAUUGCAAAUUCAAUUUUACAUAAAAAAUUUAGGUAAAAUUCUUUUUUGGUAUAAAAUUUCGAUUUUUUCAAAAAUCACUAGUUUUUCAAAAAAUCAUAACUCGGCAACAGAUUUUUUGACCAUACUUCUCUAUAGCUCAAAAGUUGCGGGUUUUUUGUCCCAUAAAAGUGAAGUUUUUGUGAAAAAAAUGUUAAUUAAAAAAUCGGCAAUUUUUUUUCUGUGUACCUAUUUUUUUCUCAAUAGGCCUCAACAAUACCUACAACUUUGCCCAAGACACCAAAUUGAUCAGAAAAUUCACUCAAAAGUUGCAGCUGUUUGAGUAUUUACGUACCAUUUUUUCUAUGGACAGCUGCGGAAAUUGUAUGGAGACUUGUAUGGGUGAACCAAUGACACAAAAUAGCUUCUUUGGUCAUAGAGAAGGCCCCCACAAAGUUUGAGCCAAAUAAAAAAAUACAAAUCAAAUCCAUUUCCGGUUUUGGUAGAGAGUUGCUUUUUUGCAUUAUUAGUUUGUCCAUAUAAUAUUCCAUACAAAUUUGGCAGCUGGCCAUACAAAAAUGAUGCAUGAAAAUUCGAAAAUCUGUAUCUUUUGAUCUGUAUCGGUUGGCGAACGACUGGACAUGGCGUACCAUAGGUACUUCGAGUACCGCAGGAAUAAAAUAGACCCACCAAGCGGUCCGUUAGCCUCUUGUCCAGUAACUCCGAUACCCUGGCCUCCCCGCGGCGCUAGCCGGGAUACUAGUAACCAUUGGAGAGAUCGGGUAACCAACCCUGUGGGAACUCUGGUAGUAUGCUGACAGGGAAGGGGGGCUCCAUCCUCUUCGGAGGGUGUAGCUAUGCCGUUAGGCCUCGUGAGAAAGGCCCCCGUUACGGUGUCGAGAGAAAACCGGAGCUGGGUCUCGGUAGCUUCAAGGUGGCAGCCCCACCCCGAGACUAGGUAUCGCAGCCCCAAUCCGGCUGCAUACCGAAACCCAAAUCAUUACGAACAAUCAAGAAGGAAUAAGGAUCCGGAACAAACGGCAUAGACCUAGGCACGAAAAGGACACCGAUUGGAAACUCGGAACAUGGAACUGCAGAUCGCUACGUUUCGAUGGGUAUGAGUACGCUCUGUUGAACGAGCUCAAACCCCGCAACUUCGAUGUUGUAGCACUGCAGGAGAUGUGCUGGAAGGGAGCGAAGAUGUGGGAGGAUGAUGCUUUGGAGCUCACCAUGUACCAGAGCGGCGGAGCCGAAAACAAGCUGGGAACCGGCUUCAUAGUGUUGGGCAAGAUGCGGAGUCGUGUGAUAGAUUGGGAGCCGAUCGACGACCGGAUGUGUAGGUUGAGGAUUAAAGGCCGUUUCUUCAACUAUCACAUCUUCAACGUACAUUGCCCACACGAGGAAUCAUCCGAUGCCGAGAAGGAAGCGUUCUACGCGAAGCUGGAGCAGAAGUUCGACAGCUGCCCGCAGAGGGACGUCAAGAUCGUCAUCGGAGAUAUGAACGCCCGCAUAGGAAGGGAGGAGAUGUACAAGCCGGUGAUCGGGCCGAACAGCCUGCACACCGUCACCAACGACAACGGCCAGCGGUGCAUCAACUUCGCAGCCUCCCGCGGUAUGGUGGUACGGAGCACAUUCUUCCCCCGGAAAGACAUCCACAAAGUCACCUGGACAUCGCCUAACCAACGAACAAAAACACAAAUCGACCACGUCCUCAUCGACGGCCGAUUCUUCUCGGACAUACGGAACAUCCGCACGUACCGCGGUGCGGACAUCCACUCGGACCACUACCUGGUGGGUGCAAGCAUGCACUCAAAACUGUCGACGACGUACCACCGACGACGGAGCCGGCUCCCACCGCCGUUCAACACCGAGCGGCUGCAGGACACGGCUGCGGCUCAGCACUACGUGCAGCAGCUGGAAGCGAGCCUGCCAACGGAGGAGGAACUCGGCGCUGCCUCCCUCAACGAUGGAUGGAGCAGAAUAUGCUCGGCCAUCGGCAGUGCCGCUGAAGCCGCGCUAGGUAGUACGGUCCGAGUUGGAAAGCAGCGCUGGUUCGACGAGGAGUGCCAGCGGCUACUUGACGAGAAGAAAGCAGCUUACGCGGUGAAGCUGAGAGCCGCAACUGAUGCGAACGUGGCCAGAUACAAACAAGCGCUUAAACAGCAGAGAACGGUCUUCAAGCUCAAGAAGCGCCAGCUGGAAGAUCGCGAUCGCGCCGAAAUGGAGCAGCUGUUCCGGCAGAACGAGACGCGAAAGUUCUACGAGAAGGUUAACCGGUCCCGCAAAGGCUAUGCGCCGCAAGCCAACACUUGUCGGGACGCCGAGGGAAACCUUCUUAUGGACAAAGGCGAGGUGUUGAACAGGUGGCAGCAGUUCUUCAACGAGCACCUCAACGGCGAUGUAGCGCAUGGAGACGGCUUUGAAGCCCAACUUGGACCGCCCGCUGCUGACCAACAGUUCCCGGCACCUGAUCUGGAGACGGUGAAGAAGGAGAUCAAGCAGCUGAAGAACAACAGGGCCGCCGGUAAAGAUCGGUUACCCGGUGAGCUCUUCAAAUAUGGAGGAGAGCAGUUGGCGAGGGCGAUCCACUUGGUGAUUUCUAAGAUCUGGAGGGAGGAGAAACUACCAGAAGAAUGGAUGGAUGGUGUCGUGUGUCCCAUCUACAAAAAGGGCGAUAAGCUGGACUGCGGCAACUACCGCGGCAUCACGCUUAUCAACGCGGCCUAUAAAAUCCUCUCCCAGAUCCUCUGCCGUCUGCUGACACCGUACGCACGGAGGUUCGUGGGCCCCUAUCAAGCGGGGUUUACUGGCGCUCGGGCCACCACGGACCAAAUUUUCUCGCUCCGGCAGAUCCUCGAGAAAUGCCGUGAGUACAACGUGCCCACACAUCACAUCUUCAUCGAUUUCAAGGCAGCGUACGAUACAGUCGACCGCGAACAGCUAUGGCAGAUCAUGCACGAGAACGGAUUUCCGGACAAACUGACUCGGCUGAUCAAGGCUACCUUGGAUCGUGUGAUGUGUCACGUGCGAGUGGCAGGGGAGCUAGCGGACCCCUUCCAAUCGCACCAAGGGUUACGACAAGGUGACGGCUUAUCCAAUGCGCUGUUUAACAUCGGACUUGAGGGAGUUGUGCGAAGAGCGGGUAUAGACACGAGAGGCACGAUUUGCAACAGGACAGUCCAAUUUCUUGCUUAUGCGGACGACAUUGACAUUAUAGCGAGAGAUCUAGAGACGGUGAAAAGGGUUUACACCGCCUUAAAGACGCAAGCAAGACGAAUUGGAUUGGCCAUGAAUACGACGAAAACAAAGUACAUGAAAGGGAGGGGCUCAAAGGACGUUGACCCCCCAAGACUCACCCCUUUAGCUGUGGAUGGCGAUGUGCUGGAGGAGGUGAGCGAAUUCGUGUACUUGGGAUCGCUGGUAACGGCCGACAACGACACCAGCUUAGAGAUCCGGACUCGUAUCCACUCCGCGAAUCGCGCCUACUUUGGAUUACGGAAAACCUUGACAUCUGAUCGAGUGCAACGCGCCACGAAGCUGACCCUGUACAAGACACUGAUUAGACCGGUUGCCCUCUAUGGCCAUGAGACCUGGACGCUGCGGCAAGAGGACGAACGAGCCCUUGGAGUUUUCGAACGGAAGGUGCUGUGAACGAUCUACGGUGGAGUUCGUACAGCUCAGAACGAGUGGCGAAGGCGCAUGAACCACGAACUGCACGCGCUGCUGGGAGAACCGACCAUCGUCACACUGGCGAGAAUCGGGAGGCUCAGAUGGGCCGGCCAUGUCGCGAGGAUGGACGAAGACCAUCCUGUCAGGAUGCUCUUUGACCGCGCGCGACCGGAUGGCGGCACAGGCCGAAGAGCAGGAGCACAGCGUGCACGAUGGGGAAAUCAGAUCGAGGCGGACCUAAGAAAGAUCUGCAACCUAGGAGACUGGCGAGCUGCAGCCCAGAACCGAGCAACAUGGAACAACCUUCUUGAUACAGCACGGGCACCGCGUAUGGUGUUCUAAGCUGAUUGGUAUGGUAUGGUAUGUAUGUAUCUUUUGAAGGAUUUUUUUUGAUCGAUUUUGGUGUCUUCGCCCGGAGAACAAAAAGCUGGCGACGCAGAAGUCUGACCUGAACAAUAGGCUCAAACUGGCACAAAGCUACGCUGGCGUAGCUGGUGGAUCGUCUUCAACGCCCCAAGGUCAGAACCUCGGCGAAGAAGCUGCCGCAGCGCUCAUGCCGGUCUUCACAACACUAACAUCUGCACAAAAUCAGGGGAAGAACACAACUACAACUCCAACUACAAAUGCUCCAGCAGCGUCGCCAGCAGCUCCUCUGGCUGCUGAUCUUCCUGCUGCCCCUCCAGCUGCUGAUCUCCCUGCUGCCCCUCCAGCUGCUGAACAAGUAGCUGCCUCUCCAACCAGCCCUCCAGCUGCCCCAGUAGCUGAUGACCUCAUCGCUGUUCCUAUGGAAACCACCACUGCAGAAGGACCACACACGCACAACCAAGAACCAUCAACUGCUGUGGAAAACGCGCUGCCAGCAGGUCAGGGCGUUGAUAGCAGCCUUGCUGAUGCGUCGAAGAACACUGACCGCGAGAUCCUUGAAAACACACAAACCAACCAGGAGAUGCUGAGUGACCCCUCAACGAGUUACAGUGCAGCCGAACUCGCUCAGAGAGUUGAGUUCCUAGUACCACAGCUGCCCAUUCCAGACAUGGAAAUCUCCGAGGAAGAAAACGCAAGCUACACUGGCAAUGAUCUGACUUGAGCACUUCAGCAGGGAACGGGUUCACCCCUGUAAAACCGAAGCGCAAAAGGGGUAGGCCGAAGAAGAUUCGGACCCAGUAGACAUGCAAAAUACAACAUCUUACAACGUAGCCACCAUCAACACUAACGCAAUAUCCAACGAAAACAAGUUAAACGCACUACGGACACUUGUCCGACUACUCGACCUUGACGUAGUGUUGUUGCAAGAGGUCGAGAGCAACCAAUUUUCGAUCCCUGGCUUCAACACCUACACAAAUGUAAACGAAACUAAAAGAGGAACAGCAAUUGCCGUGAAACAACACAUGCUGGUGAGCAAUGUUCAGCGUAGCCUGGACAGUAGAAUACUCACACUCAAGGUCAACAACUGCGUUACGAUCUGCAAUGUCUAUGCGACUUCUGGAGUCCAAAGCUAUCAGUCACGAGAGAGUAUGUUCAACCAAUCUUUGCCUUUCUAUCUCCAAAACGCGGGGGAGUAUGUACUAGUUGGGGGCGACUUCAACUGUAUCGUGUCAGCCAGGGAUGCCACGGGUACAAACAGUCAAAGCAUCGCGCUGAGAGUCCUUGUACAGAACAUGAACCUGAAGGACACUUGGCAGAUUAUGAAUGGAACUCGGACGGAGUUCAGCUUCAUUCGAGCAAACUCAAUGUCUCGUUUGGACAGAAUUUACGUGUCGUCAAACAUCUGUUCACAGGUGCGCACAACGUCCUUCCAUGUGAACUCCUUCUCGGACCACAAAGUCUACAAAACAAGAGUCUGUUUACCAGAUCUUGGAAGGGCAGCUGGCAAUGGCUACUGGUCUACCCGAGCAGGGGUAAAUAACACGGGAAUACCAAAUUUUGGUAUUACUUGGGCAAAUAACAGCGACCAAAAUGUGCCCUUGGUUGCCCAGUAAUAGAUGGUAAAAUACCAUGAAAUCAUACCAAAAUCUUGUAUGUGUAAGGGCACAACAAUACCAAACCAUGUUAUUCCAAGGGUAAAAUAAUACCUCAAAAUAGAACCAUUUCAAUACUAAGUUGAGGUCUUCUGGAUUUUUGAACAUUGCUUGAAUACCAAAACUUGGUACUACCAUGGUUUUAUUUUUAGGUAUUCCCGCGCACUUGGAAAAUCAUAUUUUGGUAUAUCUGUGGUCUUUCACAUAUAUGAUUUUGGUAUGAUUUCAUGGUAUUUUACCAUCUAUUACUGGGCAACCAAGAGCACAUAAUGGUCGCUGGUAUUUGAACAAGUAAUACCAAAAUUUGGUAUUUUCAUACCAUUUUUAGUGCAGCAGUUGCAGUUAGUGAAAAAACGGAAAUUAUUCAUAUGCAACAGCCAAAUCUACUCACCAGAUGAUUCCAUGUUGUUAUUAGUGAUAUUCUUCACCACACGGAGAGACCGGCCGGGGCAAAUCUAAGAAAAUCUUGGUUAAUUUAACUAAAAGUAUGGGUUAAUUUUUUACACAGCUUUUUUUCAACAAUCGAUUGUUGAUUUUGUUAACCUGAAAUUGCUGACCACCAGUAAUUAAAAUUAACUAAAAAAAUAGUUGGAAUUGCAUUUUUUGUUGGUUAAAUGGCCGAAAAAAAUUCUAGCAGUCGACUGCUAGAAUAUUUUUUUUCAGAAAAUUAGCUAAAAAUUUCUUGUUUUCAACUGAAAUGUUGUGGAAUAUUCUGUUAAAAACUGGCUGGAACAUAUUUUUCAACUAUUUUUCAACAUUUUUGCCUUUCUUACUAAAGAAAGGUAUAGGUUUUACUUUAAGCCAGGACGUAAUUUUCAUCUUCGUAAAUAUGUCGAUUCAGCAUGAAUUUUAAGCGGAAAAAUCGUCAAAAAAUCACACUGCAUCGAUUUUCGACGCUCUAUCGAUUCACCUUGACAGAACUCGUCUAUCUCGAAUCCUCGAAUCUUGAGAAAAUAAAUUCCGUGGAGGUCGAGUGAUGUUCGUAUGUGGUAAAAUUUUGCAAAAUUUUGUGUCGCGCCGUUCUCAGCUCCCAUAAAUCCGAUUUCGAUUCUUCUGACUGCAGAUGAAAGCUAGUGUGCUGAACCUGGGUGAGUUGCCGCGCAAAUUUCGAAAUAUCCAUCUGUUUUUGGAUGCGGCCAGACUUUUCAACAAAAUACACAGUUUUCAAAUGAAAAUAUGGUAAUUUUUUUUCAUUUUCAUAUUUUUUAUUUAUCUCAAAAAUUGCAUUUUUCGAGUUCUACAACCUUCCAAAUUUUCAUCCAGAUUCAUAAUAUGGUUCUGGAGUUAGAGCCGUUUGAUUGACCUACCAUAAGAAAAUAAAUCCCUAAAAAAAGGUAAAAGCCCACCUGGUGACCGUCGCCAACAUUUUUCGUUUCGGAUUUUAUUCAAAAUUUCUUGCUACAUUCAUAGUACAGACCAUGAGUGAGCAUCUGAAACAAAUUCGACAUCGAUCGGCAAUCCCGAUCAAUUUUUAGAACGAUUUACUUUUUGCCUUUCUUACUAAAGAAAGGUAUAGGUUUUACUUUAAGCCAGGACGUCAUUUUCAUCUUCGUAAAUAUGUCGAUUCAGCAUGAAUUUUAAGCGGAAAAAUCGUCAAAAAAUCACACUGCAUCGAUUUUCGACGCUCUAUCGAUUCACCUUGGCAGAACUCGUCUAUCUCGAAUCCUCGAGUUUUGAGAAAAUAAAUUCCGUGGAGGUCGAGUGAUGUUCGUAUGUGGUAAAAUUUUGCAAAAUUUUGUGUCGCGCCGUUCUCAGCUCCCAUAAAUCCGAUUUCGAUUCUUCUGACUGCAGAUGAAAGCUAGUGUGCUGAACCUGGGCGAGUUGCCGCGCAAAUUUCGAAAUAUCCAUCUGUUUUCGGAUGCGGCCAGACUUUUCAACAAAAUACACAGUUUUCAAAUGAAAAUAUGGUAAUUUUUUUUCAUUUUCAUAUUUUUUAUUUAUCUCAAAAAUUGCAUUUUUCGAGUUCUACACAGCAAAAAAAGUAGUAAAACGCUCGCAUGUAAAGAUGGGUCGUGUAGAUAUUUUUAUGUGAUAUUACACAGUUUAGUAGUACUAAACUACACAAUUUUGCCUAUCACCGUUUACACCCAAAAUGUGUAAUAUUAUACACACUUUUAAUUAAUAUUGCAUUCGCGUGUUGUUUGCAUCAGCAGCUGGAAUCUAGCUGUCAAAAUUUGCGAACAGUUCUCAACUCGCUCUAAUCAAAACAUUGCAAACGAUUCAAUCACAAAUUUCAAGUGAAAAGUAAGAUUUGUUUAAGGAUUAAAUCGUUUGUGCAGGACUUGCAACCUUCCUUAAAUCUCCGGUUAGUUUCUGGCUUUAAAAGGACGGUAAUUCUUCUCCCGGCGAGUGACAAAAGGGUACAAUCGGUGAUGGUCGGAAAAGAAUAAUUUCGGAUUACGAAUCAGCGUAGGAUUCAACUUCAAGUAUGCGGCAAGCUGAUGGCUUCCACUCAAUCGUCGACGGUCAUUUCCAGGGGAUGGGCACCUACUCUGUGAAUCAAAUCGAUCUACCGGCCAUUGGCCAGAUGAGAUUUGUGUCCUCCGCGUGUCGCCGAUAAUCACUUUGUUUUUCUCAACAGGUUCAGCAACUAGGCUGCCAUUUUGGAAAUUUUCUGAUCGAGAUCAUACCACAAUUUCAAAUUAUGUCCGGACCAUGCUCGGCAACAUGACCAACGAAGUAAACCUGUUAGUGGUGCCCCGAUACUCCAAGAGAAUCACUCAUCCUGGCCUGACCUCCACAGCAUAGAUAAACUAUUGGCCAGCCGUGGAGGAGUCGGGUUUGAACCGUCCCGAUACGGAUGUCGAGCUCAGGUGCGCGAGGUGGAAAAUAACAAAAGUGAGGACGGCAAGGAAGACGAGAACAACAUGACGACGCCGAGUGCGUUCGAAACGGCCGAGACCCCGACGACGACGAAAAAGUCCGCCGCCAAAAAUAAUGUACGUUCCUACGUGUACGUGUAUGUGCUUUUCUUGUUGUCUUUUUCUAUGUUUAAAUGUUUGAAGAAUUUUUAAACCUGGAUGUUGUUCUAGGUCGCUUCAACACCCAAGUCCCGCGCCAUCAGCAACAAGACCAAAGCCGCGAUAGCAGCCAUCGAGGACAUUACGAGCUCGCCAUCACCGAAACGCAAGUGAAAACUAAACAAUUCCGGCGACGUGUCGACGCUGGAUCUUAGAUACCUUCUCGUCGGUACGUCGCAAUGUGCCCGUUUCACACCUGCUGAACCGCCCAGUAACAGUGGCGCGUCUUGCCACCUGCUCAACUCGGGCCACUCGGUGGUGUGGAACCGCAUCGCCAUCAAGUGCCACAAGUUCCAGGAGGCGGGCGCCAAGUUCGCCGAAACGCCUUCGGACGUGAUAAAGA
Messenger RNA from Culex pipiens pallens (northern house mosquito), 9294 nucleotides. RefSeq lists its product as uncharacterized. Lineage: Eukaryota; Metazoa; Arthropoda; Insecta; Diptera; Culicidae. The record is from RefSeq and is a predicted model, not a curated record. The coding region runs from base 1424 to 3895 and encodes 823 amino acids. The transcript has 2 exons.